AUGAAGGCGAUUCCCGAGGAGAUAGCGGCACUUGUCUCAGACCUUGAAGUUUUCUUGUGCGAUGGAUUGAAAGGGGAGAAUUUGAGCAAAAAGGCAAAAGAAAAAAGAGAAGUUUUCCUAAAGAGGCUCAAGGAAGUAAAACUUGGUUUCCCUCAUGAUUUCAAAGACAAAAGUGAGGAGGAUUUUGAGGAAGAGAGGGAGUCUGACAGCAACAACGACACCGGCUCCCUGCAAUCAGAGCGCACGGACAAAGAUGAAGAAACCUGUGAAGGCGCCCAGCAGUCUCCUCCUGUGGCUGCUCAGGACCUGACGUCUGUGUUUAAGUCUGGAUAUCUGGAGAAACGAAGGAAAGACCACAGUUUCUUUGGGACCGAGUGGCAGAAGAGAUGGUGCGCUCUGAGCCAGCAGACAUUCUACUACUACGGCAGCGAUAAAGACAAGCAGCAGAAAGGAGAGUUUGCUAUUGACGGCUACUCGGUCAAUAUGAACAACACUUUACGCAAAGAUAACAAGAAAGACUGUUGUUUUGAGAUUUCCGCUCCGGACAAAAGAGUCUAUCAGUUCUGUGCGUCAUCGGCCAAAGAGGCGGAGGAGUGGGUGAAAGAUAUAGACUUUGUUCUAAAAGCUAUGAGCGGUGUUAUUCCAGAGGAUGAAGAUGAGUACAAUGAUGUUGAGCACGUGGCGGACGAAAAAGCAGAAGAGCCCAAUGAGGAUGAUAUCUAUGAAGAGUUGCCAGAAGAGGAAGAUCCCAUUCCUGCAAAGCCUCCUCCAAAGAUUGAGCCACUGAAAAAGCCGCCUCCUCCCGCUGCUGCUCCAGUGGUGGAUAAGAGCACAGACUACAAGAACUUCUACCAGUGCCUGUGGGACUGCCUGGGGGACCACCCUGACGAGCUGUCCUUUAAACGUGGCGACGCCAUCUACAUCCUCAGCAAGGAAUACAACCUGUUUGGUUGGUGGGUUGGAGAGAAGAAUGGAGCUAUUGGCAUCGUUCCCAAAGACUACCUGAUGGAGCUCUAUGUUACAUAA
This is a messenger RNA of Knipowitschia caucasica, 1026 nucleotides long. The record is from the annotation of a GenBank genome assembly. NCBI's taxonomy places the organism in Eukaryota, Metazoa, Chordata, Actinopteri, Gobiiformes, Gobiidae.